CGCCGAAUUGCUAUUUCUCCGGUAACGAUUCUCUCUCUUUUCCGCCGCCGACGAAGCCAUCUUUCUUUCUCUUUAGCUUUCUCGUUCCGAUUUGCAUCCAGUUUCUUGAUUUUUCUAACUAAUUUAUGUCUUUUGAAGAGAUUUAUAAUUGCGAUUUUGACAGAGUUUGAGUUUGUUCAAAAGCUUUGUUUAUUAUAUAUGUUAAAGCUCUCGCUAUAUUUAACACUUGUUUUCUCGAUUUUGCAGGUUUUGUGAAAUCGCGAGAGCUGAUUUGAGCAGAGAUGGAUUUCGAUUUCAAAGUUUCCGGAGAUUUCAUAGUCAGUGGCGCAGAGCAGCUAGAUGACACUGAUUUGACGCGUUCUGAUGAGUUUUGGCUUAUCCAAGCCCCUUUAGGCCAAUUUCCAGAAAUCGAAGAGAACACUCUUAAGAUUGAGCCAGACAAAGAUGGGUUAUUUGGAGAAUUCAAGGAUUCAAAUGGUGCAAAGUAUGAUCUUGCUAGCUUUCAUUCUCAAGAUGCUGGUGCAGAGUUGAUUAUACCUUCUGAAGAAUCAAUGAUUGUUGGGAAGAUUACUCGGCGAGUUGCAUUAGUUCGUUACCCUGAACCAAACGAGUUGCUUCAGAAAAUGAAGGCUAGAACACAACAGAAGCUUGUCGGAUCAGUGACGAAUUCCUCUAAGAAAUCAUCUAACCUUACUCAAAGCAGCCGGCAUAAAAGCGGCACACGUAGCAGCAGAGAGAAGAGCAUGUUCUCUGGCUUCACCGAGACUCCAAAGUCGCCAAAAAGAAAAAAUUCAGAGUCUUCCUCAGGUAAACAUCGGAGCUCAACAAGUACGGUUUCAGGCUCUUCAGAACGAUCAGCAAAGUCCAAGAAGAAGGUGAAGAAGGAAGAGUAAAGAUCUUUGCUCCUGUUUUUUUCAAAGAGAAUGUUUGUGACUGUUAAGAUGUUGAAUUUCGAUUAUGCAGAUGAUAAACAGCCAGUAAUGUAUUCAAAUUCAUAAGUUAUUUCGCCGUAGAUGCUUAUAAAAGUUCAAGCUUAUUAGCUACCA
Arabidopsis thaliana (thale cress) is the source of this 1046-nucleotide messenger RNA. RefSeq names its product mediator-associated protein. Gene Ontology annotation, cellular component: nucleus. NCBI's taxonomy places the organism in Eukaryota, Viridiplantae, Streptophyta, Magnoliopsida, Brassicales, Brassicaceae. Bases 282 to 893 code for a protein of 203 amino acids. The transcript has 4 exons. The record is from RefSeq and is marked reviewed.